This is a messenger RNA of Eimeria maxima, 903 nucleotides long. Its product is annotated as SAG family member. Lineage: Eukaryota; Apicomplexa; Conoidasida; Eucoccidiorida; Eimeriidae. Bases 1 to 903 code for a protein of 300 amino acids. The transcript is spliced from 5 exons. The record is from RefSeq and is a predicted model, not a curated record.
AUGUCUACUCUCAAGUUCUUGUCAUUGGCGACCUCCGCCUUAUUCUUGGGGAGCGCAAACAGGGCUGGCGCAGCUAGUAACACAGCCACGAGCGUUUCAUGCGUAACGGCCAUGAAUUCGGCCCGACAACUUGUCGGCUUCGGAGAACUCAAAGAAGGAGAGAAUGCAGGAGAAGUACUCCCAAUAGUUUCCGGUCCUGCCAAAGCUGUUUCAGGAGAACAAUACGUGGCGCAAGUCUGCACGGCGUUCCGAGCUAACCAAGCCACUGAUGCAUCUGCCAUUGCAGUCAAUGGCACAUAUGCCUACGCUGUUCAAGAUGAAGCUGACUGCGAAGCCGCAGUCAACUCCUGGAAGGCAGCUCUAUCCAACUUUAACGGGGUGAUGCCUCCAGUAUACGAAGCAACCAAAGAGCCGUACACCAACCCUCAAAAUGUUUCCUUCAUUUCCCUCUUCAACCCUCAAGAAAACCCAAAAGUGUACUGUGCUUACUUCACGUGUCCAGCAACACAGCAGGUGGGCACGAAGCAGACGAGGGAUGGCAAUAAGGUGGAUGAGGCCAAAGGCACUAGUGAGUUAGAGACCCGGGAGGAGGUGCCCCAGGAGCCCCCGCCACCUCAGGAGCACCCAGAGCAGGAAGAAGAAGACAACGAAAACGGAAGCCUUGAAGGCACUCCUGAAAGCGGCAACACGGUUGGAAAAGACGUGAAGGCUCUUCUUUGCGUCACCACCCCCAACACCUUGGUGGAUGGAAGAGCGCCGUACACGGAGAGCCAAUGGCAGCAGAUUACCACUGGACUCAGCAAAAACGCAGCUGCAGCAGUGCCUACGACUUUCGUGGCAUUUGCUGCUGUAGCAGUUGCUAAUCGACAUUGGAGAGAUGAAUGGAAGUGGACAGCUGAGUAA